Messenger RNA from Bactrocera oleae (olive fruit fly), 8062 nucleotides. It is a transcript of the gene sty, whose product is annotated as sprouty signaling antagonist. Lineage: Eukaryota; Metazoa; Arthropoda; Insecta; Diptera; Tephritidae. Gene Ontology annotation, cellular component: membrane; cytosol. The record is from RefSeq and is a predicted model, not a curated record. Gene Ontology annotation, biological process: negative regulation of fibroblast growth factor receptor signaling pathway; animal organ development; negative regulation of Ras protein signal transduction.
GUUGGGCUGCUUGCGGACACAUUAGUUGCUUGAGAUAUUUUCGGCGGAGUGGAUGGUUUGGUUAACGUCGUUCCGAGCGUGUGUGUGUGUGGAUAUGGAGAUACUUACGCGACACUAACAAAUAAGUGAAGUCAAAAGCAAUAAUAUACAAUAUACACGUUCAUUUGUUUUGUGUUAUGCGAAAUUAAUUUUCGUUGUAAAUAACGGUUUUUGGUGAAACGAUAUACUCUAGUGCUCGUGUGUUAUUGUUAUGGUUUUCCCGUUUCCCUGAAGAAUUCAUCUUGUGUAAAAUUUGGAGAGUCAAAGUGAAGUAAAAAAUUAACAGGGACAAAAACAAAUGCAACGCGAAGACUGUCAGUUAUUAAUUACAUAUUCAAAAGUAUUCAUAAACACGCGACGAAAGCUUCAUGACCCUAAAAGAAAUCAAACACCAGGAAAAGUGAACUAAAAUUCUACCGCUCGACGUUCUGAAAGCGGCAAAGCGGGCUGUAAGGCGCAACAGUGUGUUAGAGAUACUUCCUCAGCUGGCAAAAGCCAAAGUUAAAGUAAUAAUCCAAGCUGCAUGGCAGCAAAGUGUAUGAAAAGUGAAAACAAAACACAUGAAUUCACGCAAAAGAGAAACAUAAAGAAUUUAAAAAAUUGCCAGUUUAAACGAAAUUUUCAUAAUAUUACCUAUACAUGCAUACAUACGUAUAUGCAUCCGAAAAACGUACGUCGCGAGUUUUUCUGUGAAAUUGAAAAUAUAAAUAAAAUUAAGCACGUACAUAUUUCAAAAAUCUGUUAUCAGCAAAAAGUUUUUGCACAGCAAAUUAUUUAUGAAAACAGUGUCAAAGCAUUAUUGACACCAGAAAGCAAAAAAAAAAUACGGAUGUGCUUGAAAAAAUAUUAAGUUCAUGCAUAAAUCCAUCGUUUUCCAAUUUUACUGUUUGAUAUAAUUUUCAUUCGCCGUUGCGGAGAAAAAGUGCAAAAUAUUUUUCUAGAAAAAUCCCAACGAUUCGAAAAAGUUCAUAAAAUAGAGAUUGUGUAGAAAUAUUUUCCGUCAGAGGUUCAGCAAGGAUUUUAGUGAUUGUUUCAUAUACCAACAUUAACUACUAUAAAAACUUGUGAAUGUGCUUUGUAUAACAACGCCUGGAUUGCUUUUAACAUUUGAUAAAGCCAAUCGUUUUACAUUCAUCGCACUCCGAAUUAUAAAAAAUUUGCUCUCCAAUCGGAAACUGAGUAAUUGACGAUAGCACUCGUUGAUCUGCAACAAGAGCCGAGCAAAAGAAUGAGGGAAACUGAUGGUCCACGGCUAGCGUACCGAGGGCAUUGAGGUUUCUCAAACAAUAGUUUGCCACACUACAUGGAUCGUAGAAAUGGCGGCGAUAUUUUGGCGCCACCUCGGCCCCCAAAGCACUUACCACGUGUACAUCGUCCCCGAGCACCCGAGCCAGAGGUUAUGUUAAACGGAGCGCAAAUGCAACCGGAGUGGCAACAGCAACAGCAGCAGCGGGAACAGGAACAAAAGCAGAAACAGCGGCAAAUGUCGACAACUACGUCGACGGCGACAGCAGCAACGAACACGACGAGCACCGAAGUAGCGCAAUGUACAAUUAGUAAUAAUCAGCUAGAGCAACAGCAACAACAACAGCCGCAGCAGCAUAAUUUUAAUAGCAACAUUUAUUCAAGUCAAUAUAGUAUUACGGGGGCAGAUCGAGGUGUUGGUACAAACAGUCAAAAUGAUGGUGUUCUCGCUAAUGGUGUUAAUACAUUGAUGCAACCAGAGUUCGAGGAUUACGAGAUUCAUCAUUUGACGAUACUGCCGCAGCGGCCGACCACUCUGAAUCUCAGCCGCAAUAGCAGUCACGUGAGCACCACAUCUUCUUCGACAUCAUCAUCGUCCAUAACUGCGGCGAAUACGUUUACACGCCGCAGACAAUUACCGCCUACCCCGGGUGCUGCUGCACGACUACUUGUAAAUAACAAUAUAAACAACAGCAGCAGCAGUAGUAGCAGCAACAACGCGCGUAGCCAAUCGAACAAUAACGGUGGCUUAAGUAGUGGCCUCACUGGUUUACUCAGUCAUUUCCAUAGCACCGAACUAGCUGCUGCUUCAUCAGUCACGCUGGCUCAACCGCGACCCGAGUCCCAGAGGCUCACCAACGAGUACGUCGAUACUCCGUUUCGAAACGCUGCAGCAAAUGCUGGCUUACCGAAUCAACUGCAGCUGCAACAUGCUUCCCGCGCGCAACAUCCGGCGGGACAGCAUGAUGGUGGCCAAACGACAACGCACCAUCUGUUGUUGCUGCCACAGCGAGAAUUCCGUCAACAGCAACAACAACAACACCUGCAGCACCAGCAUCAACACCAGGUACAUUCGAACCGCUUGGCGGGAACAGUGGCUUCGACGACCGUCACGGCGGGCAUCGACGGCACGGACGGCUUCUUACAUUCGCAUCAUAAUCACAAAACGCCUACGCCCACUACAGCGACAACAACCUGUCCACAUACUGGCAAGGUGAUUCCAGUCGCGCAGAAUGGGCACGGGAGCAGUAGCAGCGGUUUGGGCAGCUUUACCAGCUCUUUGAACGCGCAACAGUCAUUUACUCCGGCAAUCACCAAACAACCCGCCUCAACGACUAGCCAAACGUCACACAUCGGCAGCAAUAAUUGCAAAUUUGCUAAAAAUCUUCCCGCAUUCGACGACUUGUUAACCAUGCAUAACAUAGCGACGGGCAUUUCCACGCCGCAGGGUAUGAUAUCCGCUGUACACGGCGCCAGUCCACUCGGUACACCCAUCAUACUGGGCAGCAGUGGUGAUACAUCCUCAUUGAAUCAGCUGCUUUGCCCACGAUGUGGUCAUUGCCGAUGCGAACAGUGCCAAAGUCCACCCCAUCUGCCGCAAACGUGGCUCUGCAAUAAGACCUGCCUAUGCAGUGCCGAAUCAGUCAUCGAUUAUGUGUCGUGUCUGUGUUGCGCUAAGGCGUUAUUCUACCAUUGCGCACGCGACAACGACAUGGACUGCGAUGAUGGCUCCGGUACACCAUGCGUUGACAAUCCCUGCUCAUGCGGACCCUAUAAACGUACGCAGCGUUGGGGUUGGCUGGGCGCACUAUCGCUCGUACUACCCUGCCUUUGGUUGUAUUGGCCUAUGCGCGGCUGCGUAUCCUUCUGUGAGAAAUGUUACGGACGGAUUGUGGGCCGUGGUUGCCGCUGUCAACAGACGGACUCGCCAACAAACAUUAUACCGAUAUCACAGCUGGGCCUUAACGGAAAUGGAAGCAGCGGUACGGCAAGCAUUUUAAGCGACAACAAUGGUGGUACCGAUUCAUUGAAAUCAGCUGAUGGACAUCAUCAUCAUAACCAUCAUCAUCAUCACAAUCAUCAUAUGCGAAAGGGCGAUCUAACGCCUAAGAAACGACUGCUCGAUUCAAAUGGCGAAUACUAAAACUAAAGGCUAUAUAUCUACAGCCAAACUGGGGUUGAAAUUUUUAUUAGAAAACGCCAUUUAUCUAGGGUACUACAUACGUAUGGAGUACAAUUUGGAUCAGAGAAGAUUUACAACUGAAGAACCACUGCUGGCGGUGGGUUGUGGCGUGAGGCAGUCUUAGAGAAUAGGGACUAUGGGAUCGGGGAUAAAGCGGGGUGGUAGUAGUCUAGUUUAUCGAGCAAAAUCGCCUGAUUGUAGAGAAGUGUUAAUUGACUGACAAUUGAGCAACAGUAUUUUAAUGUAAAAGAACUUGCAUUUAGUGUGCGCAAUGAGUUCCAAUCUCUAUCUCUCUAUUUCUAACUCCUUCUCCCAAAUUUAUUCUGACCGCCGGACAGGGUGUAAAUCAAUCAGUGAUGCCACAUAGCGCCGAGCCCGCCGCGGCAGUUCCUUAGUUCUAGAAACAGAAGGGUAGAGAAGACAGUAAACAAAAAGGAAAAAAACUGCGAAAUUCUUACAACAGAAAUCGCAGAACGAAAUUAACUUAAUGAACUAAAAUGAACAAAGAAGAAGUUGAAAAUAAAAUUAUAGAGUUGGUAAAAAAGUAAACGAAAUGGGAAAUUCAUGAAUAAACUAUAUAUUUAGAGUAAAAAAAUAAUAACCAAAGACUGCAAACAGAUAAUUAUUAAUUAUUAGAAAAGUUAUUUAAAAGAGAAUUAAAAAGCGUGCUUUCUACCAUAAUUUUAACCAGUUAAUAUUUCAUUGUGUAAACGCAAUUUUAAUUUCAGUUUGAACUUUUCAAUUUUUACCAUACAGAUCCAAUCGUAAAUAUUUCGUAUUUUACCGUAAUUUAGUUUCAACGUUUUUCAGCAAGAAAAUGUAGUAAAUUUCAACUAAAUUUCACAAGCGAUUAAUUUUUACAACUAAAUCAUUGUUUAAAAAAUUAUUUUUGUUAUAACUUUUUUAUAAAUGACAAACAUUUUCUUUAACGUUUUAUUUGUUCACCAUCUAAGUCAGGUCGAAGUGUCAAACAUUGACAUUUAAUUGAAUACUUUAUAACAUAAUUCCAUUGUAAAAAGAAAACUAAAAAGUAAUUAAAUAAAACAAUUGUAUAUAAGAAGUCGUAAACCAGGCGCUUGUACUCGUAUAGAGUUGCAAAGUGUAAAACUAAGUGUAAUAAUCGGAAAACGAGAGUGUGUGUAUGGAAAAGCUUAAAGCUCGUAAAAAUUUAGAGGUUAUGUAAACGAAUAACUAAGGCAAAUUAGGGUGCGCUUUUGAAGACACUGGUCACUGAAACGCUACACAGAAGGCUUUAGCUUACGCGACAUCAUAAACAAAACAAUUUUGAUAAUUUUCAUUAAAAUUUGCGCUGUAAUUUUUUCUUUUCUUUUCCGAAUCGUAAAAUUUUUGACAUAGAAAUGUGAGGGGAAUAUGCAAACAUACCACACAAAUGUAUAGUAAUUGUGUGUUAGUUUAAACCGAUUACCUUGAGUAUUUGGAUGCGCUCCAAAAGUCCGACGAAAUACACUCAUAUUUAACAGUUCAACACUCCUUUUGAGCAUAAUAGAUAACAAUAAAACUGAAGAACAGAGAAAGUAAUGCAUUCAAUAAUAAUAUUAUCCGCAAAUGGAUAACGUGAAUGUGCGAUGUAUUUCAAAAGCUAUUCGGAAAGCUUUAUGAAAGCCGCUUGCCGCGCUCGCAUUCAUACAUUAUUCUUUUGAUUCCUACAAUCUAAAUAACAAAAAAGGGAAACAAGAAGCAAAGAAAACAAUUAUAUAUAAAUUAUAUAUGUAUGUACGUACACUGGCAUGCGUUUGUAGGUGUAUGUACAGAUAAAAAAUAAAAAUCUUCAUAAAAUGUAUUUUAUAUAGAAAACUUUUUGUAGCGUAUAAAAGCAAAAAAAUUAGAAAAAAAAGAAAAAAUAUUAAACAUUGCACUUUACUAAGAAACAAGGAAAGCAGCGAAAAGGAAAAGGAAGACAUUACAUCUGCUAUCAAAUCAGCUAGUUUAGGUCUUGCAGUAACCUCCAAAGGCCAGAGAUGCGUUCGGUAAUGAAAUUUACAGAAUUUGCCGGAAAAGCUAACCAAAACGCGCUGAGUACUAAUCAGCUACUGCUUUGGUUUUGUAAAGGUGGCAGUUGAGAACUUUCACUUUCUAUAGCUUUAGUUUUCAAAAAGCUAAAUGAAAAUGUUGAACUCAAUGUUAGUUUCCGAAAUUGUGUAUCUUGCCAAUUGCCUCAAAUAAAGAUGACGAAUAUGACCAGAGGUUAAUUUAGCUGUUAAGCUCGAACUCGGUUUUACCUCAUUUUAAUAUCGGUUUUGCCUUUAUAGCAAUUAAAAAAUUUACAAAAGUUUACAAACCAGAAAGUUCCCAAAGCAGCAAAAAGCUCGAAUUAAAGUUUUAUUUUUCAAUUUAAGCUUUGGUUUAUAAAGCUUUUACAUUGAAAAACUUGCCUUACUUUACAAUUCUGUUUCAGUUAAAAAUUUUGCCCCUCUUCUUGCUAUUUAGAUUUGCAUAUUUUCUCUCACAAAGCAUUCAAAAUCAAUCGGGAUAUUUUGUAACGCAUCUUUUCUUGUGUACCAUAUAUAUCCGUAGGAAAUAUUACUACUAUUACGGUAAAUAAAUAAUUGCAAAGCCAUAACUAAUUGAUUUGAUGCUAUUUUGCCUGAAAUACUGUCUGAGCCAUAGAAAAUAUAAAAAAUUAUAAAUACCCAUAUGUACAUACUUAUACUUACACAUAUUUCCACAACCGUACGAUAUACCAUAAAGUAUAACGGAUUUAACGUAAUUUCAUAGCGGCACUUUCAUGAAAAGAUUUAAACACCAAACUAAUCAGAAGAGAGUAAUCAGUAAAGAUUUAAAUACAAAAACUUUCUACUCACAUGGUAAAUAUUAUUUUUAUACAAGUGAAAAUCGUUUAUUUUAUACGAAGAAUACUAAAAAUCCUAUAGUUGGUUAAAGAAGUAAGUUAAAGUGUAUAUAUGUAAAAUGUGUGACGUAAAUUCUAAAUUAUUUACCAAACGAAAUUUUUAAAUAAAAGGCUCUACAAAUGCAACACUAUAUAUAAUAUGUAUAUGUACAUAUAAAGUAUAUAUGUGUUUAUGAUUCCUUAUAUCCACUCCGAGAUAUGUCUGUAAUAUUCCGCGAAGAAAGUGUGGGGAAAUUUAUUAUUUACACAGUUAUAUUGUGGAAACCAACGCCAAUUUAAAGUCCAAUCGAAAAUCGUCACUUAUCUUUGAUAAUUAAAGACAGAUAAGAACUGUAAAUUGUUUCGUGUAAUAUUGAGCAUAGUGAGUAGUGGUACGAAGCUAAAACUACUAAAUUUUAUUUAUACUUACAGAUAUAUAUAUAUACAUAUAUAUAUAUAUACAAACACGUAUAUAUAAAUGUCACUAUUCAAUAACUGAAAACAUAGUUGUAAUAUGAACAAAGGUUAAAAAGCAAAAACAAAAACAAGAAAAAACAAAGCAAAACAAAAAACCAAGCUUAUCUUAGUUAUUAAUUUUAGUUACGGAAUUUAAUUACAACUAUUAUUAUUAUUAUUAUUAUGACUAUUGUUUAAAUUUAAAGAGAAACUUUAUUAUUGUUACACAAAUAUAAUUAAAAUUAAACUUGAGCGAAGUAAAAUUAAAUUGUAUAUGUAAUUAAUGUAAAAUUGAGACUAAUUUAAUAUUAUGUAAAAAGCAACAACAAAACUAAAAAAAUAGAAAUCGACUAAAUCUAAAAAAAAGUAAAACAAACUCCAUACCUUUGUGUGUGCGUAAUUACGCAAAGGAAAUGCACCGAAAAAUCGCCCUUAAAACUGACUCCGGGUCCCAGCCGAACCGUACAAAAGCACUUACAAUUAAUCAGUCGUUAGCCGAAAAGUGUAGAAGCAAUGUUUUAUUCAGUGUUUCAAAAAAUUAAUCGCACCACGCCUACAUUACACCUUCGCAUAGUCCUUUGGGUGCUCCGUCGGACACUCGUUCGGACUGCGCACGAUUUUUGCAUGGCAACUCUGCGCGUAAAUACACACACACACGUGUAUAAGUCUAUACAUUCACACACACACGUUUAAGCCAACGUAAAAAGUCGAAAUGUGGAAAAAUUGUUUAGCAGUUCGUAUUUGGACUGCAACGAAUAUGUGUGUGUGUGAGUGUGGAGUGUUGUAUGUGGGGGAGUGUUGUUUAAAUUUGUUUUGUUUUUAAUACGCGAAGAGAAAUAUUAUUUAUUUUAUUUGUAACAUAUUUUACUACUACUAAUAAAUGUAUGAAAGAAAAAUAGACUCAAACCGAUUGUAAAUUUCAAAAGAUAAAACACUAAAAACCAACUGUGUGUUAAUAUACCAUACUGUCUAUACAUGUACAUGCGUAAGUGUGUGUAUGUAUCGUAUGUGGCGUGUAUGCACUAAAACAAUGAAAAGGGAAUAAAUAUAAAAAAAAAUAAGAAAGUAACCAAAUCGACUUCACACACGCAUUAAUACCAACAUAAACAUACAUACAUUUAUACUGCAUACAGAGCACAUACAUAUAUACAUACACACAAACAAACAUACAUACUAAAGUUAACGAGAAUGAUGAUGUUAAUGAUGAUGCACUCAUAGAGUUGAAGAAAUGAUUAUUAUUAUUAAAUACGAAAUAAAUAAACAAAAAAAAUCAUAAAAUACUAAAAUUUAAA